GACUACUAAACGUUCCGGUUGCCCUGGUGACGGAUCCUCCACUCCCGGCCAGGGUUCCAGAGGCUUCAAUCAAGCCUCUCCCUUAUUCGGCCCUGGACCGCCUCGUCCCUUCCCCUCCCCCCCUUCCUCCCGACCAGAACUCCUUCACGAAUUUCUGCAGGUGUCCAAGUCCCUUCCCCAAGCUGUAACUUGCAGGCAAGGCCUCAGCAAACAGUGCCUGCUGCCAGGGCUAGUCCACAACCAAGCCUUCUCUCCCCCGGGGCAAACACUUCCCCGUCCCGCUUCAGACAAGAUCCUAACCUUAAGGACUUGUAAGACAAAGCCUAGAGAUGGAAGCAGACAAGAUCACAGAAGAGCCUCAUACCGCCCUGGAUGCAGAAGAGAGCCUUUCUUCGAAGGACCCCUCUCCUGAGGACACACAGGAGCCCCCCAUCCCUGAAAGCCCCUUAGAGCCCACCCUCUCUGAAGCCCUGUUAGAGUCCCUUGCCUCUGAAUCUCCUGUGUUGCCCUCCACUUCCCAGACCCCUUUAGACAUCCACACCUCUGAAACCCCUGUAGAGCCUUCCACCUCCACCGCCCCUUUAGAACACUCUGCCUCUGAGGUCCCUUUGGAGACCCUUACCCCUGAGACCCAGUUGGAAACCCACACCCCCAAGGUCCUAGAUCAACCACUUGCUUUUCAGACUUCGUCACUAAGCCAUGCCCCUGGGUAUCCCUCUGAUAAUCCAAAGGAAGAUUUCUCUGAGUCUUCCUCCAGCGAGGGUUCAUGGGUAAAGAGGCCCAUCCACACCUCUGAAUUCGAAGGCUCUCCAUCCCAGGUCCACCUGGACACAUUUACAAAAGUGAAGGAAGAGGAAGAAGAGGGCGAGAGAGAGAUGGAUGCCACUACCAGUAACACUUAUGCAGCUCAGCCUGUACACCAGCUGGGCAAGAAGAAGGGGAAGAAAGGAGUCAGCCGUUACACCAUCCACCCAGUGGUCCCUGCUAAGCAGGCAGACCUGGUGGACGUGGCUAAGGCGAUGCACAGAGAGAAGUUUGGUUCACAAGUGAAUUAUCUUUUCCAGUGGGAGAAGGAUGCAGCCCUGAAUGCCAUCCAAACAGACACUUCAAGGAAACCAAGCAAAGGUCUCUAUAUUGGCUGGCGCUGCCCCCAUUAUCUAUGGGACUGUUUCCGGAUUGGGGAUGAGUCCAAGUGCUUUUGUGGACACUUGCUGAGAGAGCACCAGAUCAUCUCAGACAUAUCCGUGCCCUGCAACGUGGGCCAGUGCCACUGCCUCAUGUUCUGCUUCAUCCCGUCACGCCCAGAGGAGGUGGGUGAGUUCUGGCUCAAGAGACGGGCCACUUUUGACCCCAAGGCUUGGAGGGCCCAAUGUCGCUGCAAACACAGCCAUGAAGACCACACAGCUACUGGGUCCCAUUCCUGCAGGGUCAAAGGCUGUUGCUGCAGCUGCUUUGAGUCUAAUUUCCUCUGUGCGGCCUGUGACCGGCGCUGGGAGGAACACGAGACGUUCUUUGAGACUGAGGAGACCCGGCGGCGAGGAGGGAGGCCACAUGGAGCAGACUAUGUGCCUUUUGCAGAGAUGCCUACCCUCCGAGAAGCUGUCAUCAACAACUCUGACUUCGAGGCCCUCCAGAAGCAGGGGCUUUCUGGCCAUCCCAGCUCUCACCCUAGUCCCCCAGGGCUCCCUAGCCCACGCGACGUCCAGCCUAGCCCUCCAUCUAAGCCCCGUAGCUGACCUUUUCACCUCUGCUCUUCCCUCCUCCAGGGACAGACACUGUCAACACCUGGCGCAGGCCUCUGUGAGCCUGGCCCAGAUCAGCAAUAAAGAGAAAACCACUGGAA
Odocoileus virginianus texanus is the source of this 1843-nucleotide messenger RNA. The record is from RefSeq and is a predicted model, not a curated record. Lineage: Eukaryota; Metazoa; Chordata; Mammalia; Artiodactyla; Cervidae.